Messenger RNA from Ochotona curzoniae (black-lipped pika), 1551 nucleotides. RefSeq names its product periphilin-1-like. Gene Ontology annotation, cellular component: nucleoplasm. Gene Ontology annotation, biological process: negative regulation of DNA-templated transcription; protein localization to heterochromatin; negative regulation of gene expression, epigenetic. The transcript is spliced from 3 exons. The coding region runs from base 1 to 1551 and encodes 516 amino acids. The record is from RefSeq and is a predicted model, not a curated record. NCBI's taxonomy places the organism in Eukaryota, Metazoa, Chordata, Mammalia, Lagomorpha, Ochotonidae.
AUGUGCCGCCUGCACAUUCCGGGCUCUUCCGUCCACAUCUCAGCGCCUGGCCAGGACGCCGCCGCCCCUGCAGGCCUCCACGUGGGCGCCGGCGCAGCGCGCCGCAGCAGGCGGGCCUUCCCCGGCGCCGCCCUCGGCGCGCAGCCUGCGCUCCACGUGCUGCGUGUUUACUCACGUGACGCGGCUCCGCCCCGGCCCGCCCCCGGCCCGCCCCCCGCGCCCGCCACGCCGCGGCUGUCGGUCCCAGGCCCGGGCUGCCCCGCGCCGGCCACGCCACCGCUGUCGGUCCCAGGCCCGGGCUGCCCCGCGCCGGCCACGCCACCGCUGUCGGUCCCAGGCCCGGGCUGCCCCGCGCCGGCCACGCCACCGCUGUCGGUCCCAGGCCCAGGCUGCCCCGCGCCGGCCGGCCUCGCCACGAGUGCCCGGGCGCUCUGCUGCCUGCUCGGGCGCUUUGGGGUGCGCGCCGAGGGAGAGGCGGGCCCGGCCGAGUCGGGAGUGCGCAGACGCCCCGGCUGCGUCUCCGCCCCCGCGCGCCCCGCGGUCGUGGCUGACGCUGGAGGUGAGAUGUGGCCUCAAGGUCGCUGCGACUAUGCGAGACCCCCAAGCGGACCCGCGCCUGGGCGCAGCCACCCUGCUGAUGGCUGCCAGGGAGUAACUACUACUGUGCCAAGGAAGCCCCCACUGCUAGACAGCCCGGGUGAAGGAAGCCACAGUAGGUCCUACAGUCAUGCUGGUUCCCGGGUGUGCGACGAGGACCGCAGUUUUUCUGAUGGGAAAAGCGGUCCGCCUCACGGAGGACAUGACUCUCCCUGUGGGUGGCCUGGAUGGGGACAGCCUCAGCACGGGAAGAGGCGGACCUUACUCCCUCUCCCCCCGCUGCCCCUGCGACAGCAGGCUCCCUCUUUCACGAGGGACAGGAAAGAUGGCUCUAGAAGAACAAGUAUCCACUCUUCCCAUGGCGGGAGGGGCCGGUGUCGCCAUAAAAGAGACGCUCCUUUGCUCCGCCACUGCCCCGUGGGCCGCAGGGACUCUGCUCACAGCGUCAGCAGCAGGAACUGCUCUCCGGAAAGAAACAAAGCUCACUCACUCCAGCAGCAUCCAAGUCAGGAGGCACCUGUCCAGUCUUUGCAGACAUCACGGGAUACUUCGCCACCGAGUCGUGCCGUGGUUCCUUCAUCAAAGGCGCCAGCCACCGCACCAUUGCUCACGGAGCAGCCCGAGGCACCUGAAUCCAGUGCGCCCCAAGGCGUGGAAUUCUUUGAAUUCAGCCAGCUCAGCGCUCGUUCUAAAGCCAUAGCAAUGAAAACCAGAGAGAUUGAGCAGGUUUACCGGCAAGACUGUGAAACGUUCGGGCUGGUUGUGAAGAUGCUGGUGGAGAAGGACCCUUCCUUAGCCAAGUCCAUCCAGCCUGCCCUGAGGCAGAACUUACAGGAACUGGCCGAGCACUGCUUGGGGGAGCUCAAAUGCUUCAUCACCGAAUACGACACUGCCACCCCUGGGCUCCGAGAGCUGAGCCAGGAGGUUCCUCGCUCAGCAGGGAAGUAUUCCUAG